Messenger RNA from Saccostrea echinata, 1709 nucleotides. RefSeq names its product cytochrome P450 10-like. Gene Ontology annotation, molecular function: monooxygenase activity; oxidoreductase activity, acting on paired donors, with incorporation or reduction of molecular oxygen; iron ion binding. The transcript has 11 exons. The record is from RefSeq and is a predicted model, not a curated record. The coding region runs from base 119 to 1672 and encodes 517 amino acids. Lineage: Eukaryota; Metazoa; Mollusca; Bivalvia; Ostreida; Ostreidae.
CCAAACCCAAAAAUGUUUGAUUUUCAGAGUAAACAGAGAGCAGCAAAUAGCCCUCCUUCGAGGGAACUCGACACUUACGUGCCCAUUCAAGGUAAAGGAAAAUACCCAAAGUUCAGGUAUGGCACCAGAUGACAACCUAUAUAAAACAACAACUGAUACACGGGCUACAUCAGUCAAACCUCUUGAAAGCAUCCCCGGGCCAAAGGGACUCCCCAUUGUCGGUACACUCUUUGAUUACAUGAAUAAAGACGGACUCCGAUUCACCAAAAUGUUUGAGGCAUACAGAAAGAGGGCGCUACAGUUUGGCCCAAUUUACAGGGAGGUAAUAGCUGGUCAGUCGACAGUUAUUGUGAGUGAUCCUGCAGAAUAUAAUAAAAUCAUAAGGACCGAGGGCAGGUAUCCGAAGAGAAUGGUAAUGGAACCUUGGUUUUACUACCGCGACCAGCGAAAAAGGGGACAAGGCCUGGUUAAUUCAAAUGGUGAAGAAUGGUAUAAACUUCGUGCUGCAUCUGCCAAGAAAAUGCUGAAGAUUAAAGAAGUCCUAGAUUUUUGUACAGAUAUGGAUGAAGUGGCCACUGAUCUCACAAAUCGUCUGGGCAGUCUCAGAAAUGAACAAAAUGAAGUGAUAGGCAUCGAGAAUGAGAUCUUUAAAUGGGCCAUGGAAUCAAUGGGCACGUUCUUAUUCAAUUCGAGGAUUGGUCUGCUAAGCCCAAAUCCUCCUCAACAACCAAGGGACUAUAUAGAGAAUCUACAGGGGUUCUUUAGGCUGAUGCAGCCUUUAACUUAUAACUUUCCACUCUACAAGAUUAUCCCAACGAAAGAAUGGAAACAAUUUCAAACGUACGCCGACAAUGUGUUUAGGAUUGGACGAUCUUUUGUAGACAAGAUAACAAGUAAGAUCCAAGGAAAACCACAAAGGGGAGUGAAAUCUUCCUUUGUUCAUCAUAUAAGGAGUCAGGAAUCGCUUACUGAAAACGAGGCUCUAUCUACAGUUGUGGACCUUCUUGUUGGUGCCACAGAAACGACUUCCAAUGCCUGUCUUUGGGUACUAUAUUGCCUGGCUAGACAUCCGGAUGUUCAAGAGAGAUUAUACGAGGAGACAAAAAGAGUUUUACCUAAUGGCGAAACAAUCACUCCGGACAAACUCACUCAACUUCAGUACGUCAAAGCCGUACUCAAGGAGACUUUACGGUUGUACCCAAUUACCUUUUCCACCAGCAGAUUCAUUGAAAAGGACACUGAAAUAGCAGGGUAUAAUAUACCAGAUGGUACCCACGUUCAGUGCAACCUGUAUGGAAUAUAUCGAGAUAGCAAAUUCUUUCCAGAACCCAAAGUAUUCAAACCAGAACGCUGGUUGAAGGAAACUCAAAUGGACAAAGAAGUGAAGGCUCUUUCAAAUCUUGUCUGGGGUCAUGGAGCACGCAUGUGUAUAGGUCGUCGUUUGGCAGAGCAAGAAAUGCAUAUACUGAUGACCAAGAUUAUACAAAACUUUCGUCUAGAGUACAAUCAUGAGCCAGUUGGAGCUAUCGUUAGAACAGUUAUGACGCCUGAUCGUCCUUUGCGUAUCUCCUUCAUUCCAAGGAGCAAAAAGACAGUUGAAAAUCCAGAGUUUUCUGUGACGAUUCCCUCAUCUUCUACAAAUUCUGCUGCCUUGGCUGCACAGAUUUCAUAACUUUGUUUGGACAACUUUUUUAUCAGACCACCUUCAU